UCUUUGUUGUCAACCCAGAGCCUGCGAGCCGUGUGUGCAUCUAAUGCAGCCGUGGUCCCUGACUGUCCGCCGCACCUGCUUCCUAGGGAAAGGCUGCGAACAGCGGUGGCUGCAAGAAAAUAACUUUCGACCCCGGUUCUCCUCUCUGCAAGAGAGGCUGGGACGGGGUCAGAUGCUGUGGAGCGUCCCCUUCCCAGCACAGAACUCGAGGCUGCUCUCUGCCUUUGUGUGUUUAACGCCGGUACUGGCUUGGGGCAACCCGCUCGGUUUCCUGCUUCCUUGUCGGAUUGUUACCGUCUGAGCCGCGGGGGAGAGGCUUUGGCUGCCAGGGUAGGAUGGUGGAUCUGGAGAGUGAGGUUCCUCCUCUUCCUCCCAGGUACAGGUUUCGGGAUUUGCUGCUGGGAGACCAAGGAUGGCAGAACGACGACAGGGUACAAGUUGAAUUUUAUAUGAAUGAAAAUACAUUUAAAGAGAGACUGAAGCUAUUUUUCAUCAAAAAUCAAAGAUCAAGUCUCAGAAUACGAUUGUUCAAUUUUUCUCUCAAGUUAUUAAGCUGUUUGUUAUAUAUAAUUCGAGUGCUCCUGGAUGAUCCUACACAAGGACAUGGAUGCAAGGAAUUAAGCAAGGGCUGUUCCAGUCAAAACUACACACCUGCAAAGAUUGAUUGGUCUCCUAUUAUUUGGGUGAACAGAAGCUUGCCUUUAUGGGGAUUACAGGUUUCAGUGGCUUUGAUAAGUCUGUUUGAAACAAUGCUGCUGGGUUAUCUGAGCUACAAGGGAAACAUCUGGGAACAAGUUUUACGAAUACCCUUCCUCCUGGAAAUAAUUAACGCUGUCCCCUUUAUCAUUACAAUUUUCUGGCCUGCACUAAGAAACCUAUUUAUUCCAGUAUUUUUAAAUUGCUGGCUUGCCAAACAUGCAUUGGAGAACAUGAUUAAUGAUCUCCAUAGAGCCAUUCAACGUACACAGUCUGCAAUGUUUAACCAAGUUCUUAUUUUAAUAUCCACAUUGCUGUGUCUUAUCUUCACCUGUAUUUGCGGAAUUCAGCAUCUGGAGCGAGCAGGAAACAAGUUGACUCUCUUUGACUCCCUUUAUUUCUGCAUAGUGACAUUUUCCACUGUGGGCUUUGGGGAUGUUACACCCAAGAUCUGGCCUUCAAAACUGCUGGUUGUCAUUAUGAUCUGUGUUGCCCUUGUGGUGUUGCCCAUACAGUUUGAACAGCUGGCUUAUUUGUGGAUGGAGAGACAGAAGUCUGGGGGUAACUACAGUCGACACAGAGCUCAGACAGAGAAACAUGUGGUGCUGUGUGUCAGCUCCCUGAAGAUUGACUUGCUUAUGGAUUUCUUAAAUGAGUUCUAUGCUCAUCCCAGACUGCAGGACUAUUAUGUGGUUAUUUUGUGUCCUACUGAGAUGGAUGCUCAAGUGAGAAGAGUGUUGCAAAUUCCAAUGUGGUCUCAAAGAGUUAUCUAUCUGCAAGGCUCAGUACUGAAAGAUCAGGACCUGUUGAGAGCUAAGAUGGAUGAUGCUGAGGCCUGUUUCAUUCUGAGUAGCCGGUGCGAGGUGGACAGGACAGCAGCGGAUCAUCAAACCAUUUUAAGAGCCUGGGCAGUUAAAGACUUUGCUCCAAAAUGUCCUUUAUAUGUACAAAUAUUAAAACCCGAAAAUAAAUUCCACAUCAAGUUUGCAGAUCAUGUUGUAUGCGAAGAGGAGUUCAAAUAUGCUAUGCUAGCUUUAAACUGUAUCUGCCCAGCUACUUCUACGCUAAUCACCCUGCUGGUUCAUACCUCUAGAGGACAAACAGCACCUUGGGAAGCUUUUAGACAUCUAACUGGAACCAAGCAGACUUUAACCAGGGAGGGUCAACAAUCACCAGAACAGUGGCAGAAAAUGUACGGCCGAUGCUCUGGUAAUGAAGUGUAUCACAUUAAUCUGGAGGACAGUACGUUUUUUGCUGAAUAUGAGGGAAAGAGCUUUACAUAUGCUUCUUUCCAUGCACAUAAAAAGUUUGGAGUCUGUUUGAUUGGUGUUAGGAGGGAAGAUAACAAAAACAUUUUGCUGAAUCCAGGCCCUCGUUAUAUUAUGACUGCUACAGAUAUAUGUUUUUAUAUCAACAUCACCAAAGAAGAAAAUUCAGCUUUUAAAAAGCAAGAACAGCAUAGAAAAAAUAAUGAAUCCAAGUCAUACUAUCAUGGACCUUCUAGGUUGCCGUUGCACAGUGUAAUUGCCAGUAUGGGGACCGUGGCUAUAGAUUUACAAGAUACAGGAUGUAGAUCUUCCAGCGGACCUACCCUAACCCUUCCUUCAGAGGGAAGUAAAAAUGGCAGAAGAUCUAGCAUAGCACCUGUUUUGGAGGUUGCAGACUCCUCAUCACUUCAAGCAUGUGAUCUUCUAAGUGACCAGUCAGAGGAUGAAACUACUCCAUCAGAUGACGACAUUUCUACAGGUUUAGAGUAUGCUAAAGGUUAUCCUCCUUACUCUCCUUAUAUUGGAAGUUCUCCCACAUUUUGCCAUCUGCUGCAUGAAAAAGUGCCAUUUUGUUGUUUAAGACUGGACAAGGGGUGCCAACAUAACUACUAUGAAGAUGCCAAAGCCUAUGGAUUCAAAAAUAAAUUGAUUAUAGUUGCAGCAGAGACAGCUGGAAAUGGCUUAUACAACUUUAUUGUUCCACUCAGAGCUUAUUACAGACCAAAGAAAGAACUCAACCCUAUAGUAUUACUUCUGGAUAAUCCGCCAGAUAUGCAUUUUCUGGAUGCAAUCUGUUGGUUCCCAGUGGUUUACUACAUGGUGGGCUCUAUUGACAACCUAGAUGAUUUGCUAAGAUGUGGGGUGACCUUCGCUGCCAAUAUGGUGGUUGUGGACAAGGAAAGUACUAUGAGUGCUGAGGAAGACUACAUGGCAGAUGCCAAGACUAUUGUAAAUGUACAAACACUCUUUAGGUUGUUUUCAAGUCUAAGCAUAAUCACAGAGCUAACUCACCCAGCCAAUAUGAGAUUCAUGCAGUUCAGAGCCAAAGACUGCUACUCUCUUGCACUAUCAAAACUGGAAAAGAAAGAACGGGAGAAGGGUUCUAAUCUGGCAUUUAUGUUUCGACUGCCUUUUGCUGCUGGAAGGGUUUUCAGCAUUAGUAUGUUGGACACCCUGCUGUACCAGUCAUUUGUGAAGGAUUAUAUGAUCUCUAUCACAAGACUUCUGCUGGGACUAGAUACCACACCAGGAUCUGGGUUUCUUUGUUCUAUGAAAAUCACAGAAGAUGACCUAUGGAUUAGGACAUAUGCCAGACUAUAUCAGAAACUUUGUUCUUCAACAGGAGAUAUUCCUAUUGGAAUCUAUAGAACUGAAUCCCAAAAACUUACAACAUCUGAGUCACGAGAAACGGCUUCACAAUCUCAAAUUUCUAUUAGCGUCGAAGAAUGGGAAGACACCAAAGAACAAAUAAACAACCGCAAUAACCAUCGUAACUCCACAUCCAGUGAUCAGUCAGAUCAUCCCUUGUUACGACGGAAGAGCAUGCAGUGGGCCCGGCGGCUGAGCAGAAAAGUGCCAAAGCACUCCAGCAAAACAGCAGAGAAAAUAAGUCAGCAGCGGAUGAGCCUUUACAAGAGGUCAGAAAGACAGGAACUUGCUGAACUUGUGAAGAACAGAAUGAAGCACUUGGGACUUUCCACAGCAGGAUAUGAUGAAAUGAAUGAUCAUCAAAACACCCUAUCUUACAUCCUGAUCAAUCCUUCUCCAGAUACAAGACUAGAGCUGAAUGAUGUUGUGUAA
Molecule: messenger RNA, 3764 nt
Organism: Chelonoidis abingdonii (Abingdon island giant tortoise)
Lineage: Eukaryota; Metazoa; Chordata; Testudines; Testudinidae
Source: RefSeq, a predicted model, not a curated record